AUGUUCAGAAGAGCCCCACAACUCACUUUCAAGAGAUUCAACUCGCACGGCCACGGCUACGGCGUUUCCAAGCUCAUAAGCGAAGCUGCCUAUGCCCCAGCCAAAGUCAACAAGGCCGCUGGAGAAGCCUUUGUCAAGAACUACGAAGAAAAAGUCCACCACUCUGAGGGUAUCACCAAGUUGUGGAAGAGAAUCACUUACCUCAUUGCUAUCCCAGCUGUUCUCAUCACUUCUAUCCCAGUAGGUAACGUUGAAUUGAAGCAUGCUGAACACAGAGAACACUUGAAGCACCUUACUGACGAGGAAUGGCAAGUUCAAUACGACUACCAGAACUUGAGACAGCACAGAUUCUUCUGGGGUGACGGUGACAAGACCUUGUUCUGGAACUCUGAUGUCAACAGACACAUCCAAGCCGACUAAGCGUCGUGGUUUCGUCACUUUUCCAUAUUCAAUGGCGUCUGUCUGUUGAAAGCAUCAUAUUAUUAUUCUCCAAGCACACUGGCAUUUCUAAUAGGACAGUGCAAAUGUAUGCGUUAGCUUUUAUAUCAUUUUAUUACAUCGCUGAAAUUUAUGAACUCUAUUCUUGCUGUGCACCUAGUAGACAAUAAAUGUUCUAUCAGAAAUAUUUCACUAUGACAUGGAUCAAAGCUACGAUGUAGAAAUAUAAUCAGGCAGCUUCCAUAUACCUAGAAAAGAUGUAAGACUCUACACUAUCAUGAACUUGUAAAUCAAUGCUAUGGUUAUGAUAUAUGCUUGUGCAUCGUAACCUAGAGUUUAAUGUUAUAGCAUUUCAAAAUACAAUUACCUACACUCUUUUAUAAAUACGUAUAUUAUAGUCUUUAAUGAAAUAUGUCAA
Scheffersomyces stipitis CBS 6054 is the source of this 856-nucleotide messenger RNA. RefSeq names its product cytochrome c oxidase subunit VIa (gene COX13). Gene Ontology annotation, cellular component: mitochondrial inner membrane. The transcript has a single exon. Gene Ontology annotation, molecular function: enzyme regulator activity. The record is from RefSeq and is a predicted model, not a curated record. Gene Ontology annotation, biological process: mitochondrial electron transport, cytochrome c to oxygen. Bases 1 to 420 code for a protein of 139 amino acids. NCBI's taxonomy places the organism in Eukaryota, Fungi, Ascomycota, Pichiomycetes, Serinales, Debaryomycetaceae.